This is a messenger RNA of Pyricularia grisea, 120 nucleotides long. RefSeq lists its product as uncharacterized. The coding region runs from base 1 to 120 and encodes 39 amino acids. The record is from RefSeq and is a predicted model, not a curated record. The transcript has a single exon. NCBI's taxonomy places the organism in Eukaryota, Fungi, Ascomycota, Sordariomycetes, Magnaporthales, Pyriculariaceae.
AUGGCCGACAGGUUCGUCCCACCGCCCAAUGGGCAGGGUAACACAAGGCAGGUGCGCACCUUGAUGGCCACGCUAAGGUCAGCGCCAAGAACUACCAGACAAACCCAACUUGGCGAAUGA